Messenger RNA from Amorphotheca resinae ATCC 22711, 1521 nucleotides. RefSeq lists its product as hypothetical. Lineage: Eukaryota; Fungi; Ascomycota; Leotiomycetes; Helotiales; Amorphothecaceae. The transcript has a single exon. The record is from RefSeq and is a predicted model, not a curated record. The coding region runs from base 1 to 1521 and encodes 506 amino acids.
AUGGGUGACGAUCGAGAAGAUUUCGACAACCUUGCAUGGGACAAAAACGAUGAGGCCUGGGAAGAAUCCCAGAAACAGCUUCGACACCCAUCUACCUGUCGCCUUGCAGAAUCCCUCGUAGAGCAGAAGUUUGGGAAACGUGCAACCUUAAUAUCGCCAUUAAUUAUCGGCGGAUACAACAUUCUAUACAGGAUACGCCUCGAAGGAGUCUCUCCCGAUGUCAUGGUUCGACUACCCUGCCCUAAUCUGGUCCAGUUCCCAGAGGAAAAGACCCUUCGAGAGGCUACAAUAGCAAGGUAUAUUAGGCAAAAUACUCAGGUCCCAGUUCCCCGAAUAUUCUAUUAUGGACAGAGUUCCGACGUUGGGCCUUUCAUCAUCCUACAACAUGUCGAAAAUCGGUGGACCUUGUCGCACGCGCUGAGGACUCCUAGCGAUGAUCCUGAUACGCCUCAUGUUCUGGACCCUAACAUCUCAGAGACCACGCUCAAGACGCUUUACAAAAAAGUGGCGCGCUGUCUAUUACAGCUCUCACAACCCAGCUUCCCCUGUAUCGGGUCUUUAGUCGAAGCUGAUAACGGCUCCUAUUCCGUGGCCGGACGACCUAUCACUCAGAAUAUGAACAACAUGAUCCAGCUCGCCAACAUUCCCCGAGCGGUUCUUCCUCUAGAGGACAAGACGUACAAGACUGCUGACGAAUGGUACGUUGCGUUAGCAGAGAUGCAUAUAGCACAGCUCGUGUUCCAACACAACGAUCUCGUCUCUACAGCAGACGACUGCCGAAACAAAUACGUAGCGCGCCAACUAUGCUAUAAAUUAGCUAAACAAGGCCGCCUCUCGACUUUUGGAUUCGCGGAGGAUGACUGGUCUGCGCAGUCCAAAACCCAACCCAUGAACCUUUCCCCGACUCCUGCUGCGUCAGGCGGUUUCCGGCUUUGGUGCGAUGAUUUUCGAGCAGGCAACAUCCUACUAAAUGAAUUCAACGAUAUCGUCGCGGUUAUCGACUGGGAGUUCGCAUAUGUUGGACCUACGCAAUUUGUGCUUGAUCCACCUUGGUGGCUCCUACUCGAUGUACCUGAGAUGUGGCAUUCAGGCAUCGAUAAUUGGACCCAGACAUACGACACCCGCUUAAAGACCUGGCUCUCAGCCAUGAAAGAGGCUGAGGAGGAAAGCAACGGAUCGAAAUCCAAAAAUCCUAUGCCAUUUUCUUCUUCACUGUCUACAUACAUGCGCGAGAGUUGGCAAACAGGCCGGUUCUGGCUUAAUUAUGCGAUGCGAAAGAGCUGGGCGUUUGAUACUAUCUUCUGGAAGUAUUUGGAUAAGAGGUUCUUUGGCGAGAGGGGAACAGACGACGUCUCGAAACAUGACUUGUGGAAGACGAGAGUACAUCUGUUAAGUGAGGAGGAAAGAGGAGCUAUGGAGUUGUUUGUGGAGAGAAAGAUGGAGGAGUCAAAGGAGCGGAUUCUGGUUGAUUGGGACCCGAAAGAGGCGAAGGAGCGCUUGGCUGAGGUGUUGUUUGAUUGA